AUGACUCAACCGAUAUAUGACCAAAGACAAGGUGGUUUUCGCGUUUUUAUUGGUAACUUAGGAGCACGCACAAAUAUUUCUGAACUUCAACAUGAAUGUGAACGUUAUGGUCCAUUAGUUGAUUGUUGGGUAGCUCGCAAUCCACCAGGAUUUGCCUUUGUACUUUACAAAUAUGGCGAAGAUGCCGAUACAGCAGUACGCAAUAUGGAUGGCCGUGUCGUAUGUGGCCAACGUGUUCGAGUAGAACAUGCAAAAGCUCGUUCAGCAAAUUAUCGUGGUGGACCAUCGUAUGGUGGUUAUCGAGGUGCAGAUGAUGAUCAUGAUGGUCAUGGAAAUGGUCGAGAUGAUGAUCGAAAACGUCCACGUCGUCGUUCACGUGAUCGUCGUUCACGAUCUCGUAGCAGUAGUCGAGAACGUUCAAAAAAAAAGUCAUCUCGUCGUCACCGUAGUAGAAGUGAUUCGAGUCGUGAAAGUAGCCGUGAUCGUUCAUCUAGACGAAAGAAUCGAAGUCAUUCACAUGAUCAAAGUGAUUCUGAUGAUUCAAGCCGUGAACGAGAUAAGAAACGAUCUCGUGGUGGUUCGAGUGGUAAACGUCGUCGAUCAAAAUCAAAAUCAAGCGAGAAAAAGAGUGGCCGUUCUAAACAUCGUUCAUCACGUUCCGAAUCAAAAGAUAAUGCUAAUGGUGAUGAGCGAGCAUCAAAUCAUUCAAAAGAAGGUUCAUCAUCACCAGCAAAACGUGAACGUCAUAACAGCAGCGGCCAUGAGAACGACGCUGAGAAUGACAAUAAAAGUGGUGACGAAAGUGAACGACGAAGAUUAGCUCGCCGUAAAUCUAAUGAUGACGAUAGCGAUGGAAGUGAUAACGAAAGUAAUAGUAGUGAAAAGAAGAAGGCCACUCGUCGAAGUUCAGCCGACGAAGAAAUGGAUGACAAACCUGGAAAUGAAUCUGAUCAUUCAAAUAAUGAUAGUGGUGAUCAGAAUUAG
Molecule: messenger RNA, 984 nt
Organism: Rotaria socialis
Lineage: Eukaryota; Metazoa; Rotifera; Eurotatoria; Philodinida; Philodinidae
Source: the annotation of a GenBank genome assembly